Messenger RNA from Elephantulus edwardii (Cape elephant shrew), 2064 nucleotides. RefSeq names its product thimet oligopeptidase 1 (gene THOP1). Gene Ontology annotation, cellular component: mitochondrial intermembrane space. NCBI's taxonomy places the organism in Eukaryota, Metazoa, Chordata, Mammalia, Macroscelidea, Macroscelididae. Gene Ontology annotation, molecular function: metalloendopeptidase activity. The coding region runs from base 1 to 2064 and encodes 687 amino acids. The transcript is spliced from 13 exons. Gene Ontology annotation, biological process: proteolysis; peptide metabolic process. The record is from RefSeq and is a predicted model, not a curated record.
AUGAAGCCCCCCGCAGACUGUGCCGGUGACGUCCUGGACGCGGUGUCCCCAUGCUCUGUGGUGAACUACCUGCGCUGGGACCUAAGUGCCCAGCAGAUCCAGGCCCUCACCCAGGAGCUCAUGGAGAAGACCAAGCACGUGUAUGACAAGGUGGGCGCCCAGGCACGCGAGGAUGUGUCCUACGAGAACACUCUCAAGGCCCUGGCUGAUGUCGAGGUGUCCUACACGGUUCAGAGGAAUAUCCUGGAUUUCCCCCAGCACGUCUCCCCGUCCAAAGACAUCCGCACGGCCAGCACCGAGGCCGACAAGAAGCUGUCGGAGUUCGAUGUGGAGAUGAGCAUGCGGCAGGACGUGUACCAGAGGAUUGUUUGGCUGCAGGAAAAGGUGGAAAAGGACGCACUGCGGCCUGAGGCCCGGCGGUACCUGGAGCGGCUCAUCAAGCUCGGCCGGAGGAACGGGCUGCACCUGCCCGAGGAGACCCAGGAGAAAAUCAAGAGCAUCAAAAAGCAGCUCAGCCUCCUGUGCAUCGACUUCAACAAGAACCUCAAUGAGGACGCGACCUUCCUGCCCUUCACGAGAGAGGAGCUCGGAGGGCUUCCCGAGGACUUUCUGAACUCCUUGGAGAAGACAGAGGACAACAAGCUGAAGGUGACUCUCAAGUACCCCCACUAUUUCCCCCUUCUGAAGAAGUGCCACGUGCCCGAGACCAGGAGGAAGGUGGAAGAAGCCUUCAACUGUCGCUGCAAGGAGGAGAACUGUGCCAUCCUCAAGGAGCUGGUGGCCUUACGGGCACAGAAGUCCAGCCUGCUGGGGUUUAGCACGCACGCUGACUACGUACUGGAGAUGAACAUGGCCAAGACCAGCCAGGUGGUGGCCACCUUCCUAGACGAGCUGGCCCAGAAGCUGAAGCCCCUUGGGGAGCAGGAGCGCGCUGUGAUCCUGGAGCUGAAGAAGGCCGAGUGUGAGCGGCGGGGGCUGCCGUUCGACGCGCGCAUCAAUGCCUGGGACAUGCGCUACUACAUGAACCAGGUGGAGGAGACGCGCUACAGCGUGGACCAGAACCUGCUCAAGGAGUACUUCCCCAUGCAGGUGGUCACGCGCGGGCUGCUGGGCAUCUACCAGGAGCUGCUGGGCCUGGCCUUCGAGCAGGAGGAGGGCGCCGCCGUGUGGCACGAGGACGUGCUGCUGUACUCCGUGCGCGACGCGGCCUCUGGCCAGGUGAUCGGCAAGUUCUACCUGGACCUGUACCCUCGGGAAGGCAAGUAUGGGCAUGCGGCCUGCUUUGGCCUGCAGCCGGGCUGCCUGCGGCCGGACGGGAGCCGCCAGAUCUCCAUUGCGGCCAUGGUGGCCAACUUCACCAAGCCCACACCGGACGCCCCGUCCCUACUGCAGCACGACGAGGUGGAGACCUACUUCCAUGAGUUUGGCCAUGUCAUGCACCAGCUCUGCUCCCAGGCGGAGUUCGCCAUGUUCAGCGGCACACACGUGGAGCGGGACUUCGUGGAGGCGCCCUCGCAGAUGCUGGAGAACUGGGUGUGGGAGCGAGAGCCACUGCUGCGCAUGUCCCAGCACUACCGCUCGGGCAGCGCCAUGCCCCCCACGCUGCUCGACCGGCUCAUCGAGUCCCGGCAAGCCAACACCGGUCUCUUCAACCUGCGCCAGAUUGUCCUGGCCAAAGUGGACCAGGCCCUUCACACACAGACAGGCGCUGACCCGGCCGAGGAGUAUGCCCGGCUCUGCCAGGAGAUCCUGGGGGUCCCCGCCACGCCAGGCACCAACAUGCCGGCCACUUUCGGCCACCUGGCGGGAGGCUAUGACGCCCAGUACUACGGCUACCUGUGGAGUGAGGUCUACUCCAUGGACAUGUUCCACACGCGCUUCAAGCAAGAGGGCGUCCUCAGCAGCAAGGUGGGCCAGGACUACCGGAGCUGCAUCCUGCGGCCCGGCGGCUCCCAGGACGCCAGCGCCAUGCUGAAGCUCUUCCUGGGCCGUGAGCCCCGGCAGGACGCCUUCCUCUUAAGCAAGGGGCUGCAGGUGGAGAGCCACGAGCCGCCAGCCUGCUGA